This is a messenger RNA of Megalopta genalis, 948 nucleotides long. RefSeq lists its product as uncharacterized. Lineage: Eukaryota; Metazoa; Arthropoda; Insecta; Hymenoptera; Halictidae. The record is from RefSeq and is a predicted model, not a curated record. Gene Ontology annotation, molecular function: odorant binding.
CGAAUAUUUUCCAUUCGCGGAAGUUGCUAAGAAGAGUUCGUCAGAAUGAAGAUUGUCAUAGUCGUUGCGGUCGUAGUCGCCGCCGCUGUUAACACAAAGUUCGUCGAGGCGGACAUUGUCGACGUCUUCUUGAACAUUGGCAGAGAGCCGCUUCUCGCGUGUGCGAAGGAAAAUGGUUUCACCGAAGUGACACCUCGAGAAAUAUACUUCAAGGAGAUUCGAAAGACCUUGGAUGAAGCCACGUGCUUGAGUGCCUGCGCGAUGAAGGGAUUGGGCGUGUUGAAAGACUCGACGCUGAACCCGAAGAUGGUGAACGUAUUCAUUAAGAUCGCAUACCUGAAGGAUCCGGAAAUGACUUCCGUGAAGAUAAAAGAGGCGGCCGAAUGCAACGAAAAAGCCAAAUCCAUAUCCGACGAGUGCAAGAUGACGUUUUAUUUCGUCAAAUGUUUCAUGGGAGCAUAACGAGGAGGCCAAUUUCGAGCACACUAUCGGACUGCACGGAGGACGAGGUCGGUCCGCCGCGUUCAACUUCGAACGUGUAUCACGCGUUUUUUCCCGACCAGAGCUACGAGUUCAUUUAUUAGCGUGAAAUUCGAGAAUUUUUCUGCCAAUUAAUGUAUCGCGCGCGUUCGAAUCGCAAGCUUCGUUUCCUGUUCCCUAAGAUCCGUCGUUAUCUGUCCAUGUUCGUGUAUUAAACGAACGCAAGAUUCGCUGUAUCCAGUGCAAAGGCUUUCGCUCUUUCAUGUUUUACAACGUUGAUCUUAUGCUGUUCAAGUAAACGAAUAAAAAUAUAAGUUUGUGCUCUAAUCGCAAAAAUCGCUUCGAAUAUCGAUCGAAGCAUUCGAUUAGGUUCUUACGACAGAAGAUUAUAAUCAGAAAGCGCGUAAAAGUAUUUUUACCGAUUUAAUUUCACACAGGAUAAGUUUAUAAAUACAGUGUAUCCCAAAA